CGGCUCCAAGUGGAGGUGGCACAUUAUUGCCUAAUAGAAAUUGAGGGUUGAAGAAAAAGUUUGUGCCUUGAUGUACAAAAUUUGAAACCAUGGGUGGCGGCCCAUAUCCUGAUAUAGGUGUAAUUAUAGCUGGACUAUUAAAAUCUUCCUUGACAGUUAUCGAUGGUGAGGCAGGUUCAUUUGAAGCAGAACAAGUUGAGAGUGCAAAUAGCACAACGCAAACGAACGGAUGCUGUCUCUUGAACAUCUGAAAAUAAUAAUAAGAAAUGUUUAUUACAUAAGUUUCUAUAAGUUACAAAGCUUUUGUAAGUAUUAUUUUAUAGUAUUGUAUUUGUCUUACCAUUGUAUCGACCGAUGAAUGGAUACUGAAUGAUUAGGAAUUAAAAUCUUUUUGCAUUUAUACUUCAUGCACAAGCUCUAUAAACUUGUUGUUCCAGCGCAAAGUGAUUAUACCACUAAAUAUAAUUAAAACCUGUUUAAACUAAUUGUUUAAAUAGCAAUACGUUAUAGUAUAGAAUGUGUAUAUCGUACAGGUAUUAGAGAAGUAAGUGUUAGAAAAUAUUAAAUUUUAAUUAUCAUAAUUGUCAAAAAUGUUAAUUCGUUUAUUAUUGUGCUGGUUAUUGACACGAUUUUCUAGAUUUACGACAUAUUAUUUAAUGAGUUUACAGUCGUAUAUAUACACUUACUAUGUUUUGAAAUGGUAUGUCGAGUAGCAGCCUGCUUAUCUUUCUAAUAACACCAGUUUAAAUAAAAAAAAUGAACAAAAUCGUGAUUUUCAUUACACUAGCUUUUAGCUCCAGUAUCCUCAGUGCCCCUAGUAGAGUAGACCUAAGAGGUCUCAGGACUCUUCCCGCAAUAAAACAUGAACACCUACAAGACGAAUUCGGACAAUAUGCUCUUCGGUAUGUUACGGCUGAAGGUACUAUAGUUUCAGAGAAAGGCCAGUUAAUUGCUAGUCCUGAUGGUACUGGCCAUGUUAUGAUUAUGGAAGGCGAAGUGAUAUAUAUUGGCGAGGACGGCAAGACUUACGUUACAAAGUAUACUGCUGGACUCGAUGGUGUGAAAGUUGAGGGAGAUCACUUGCCUGUCGCACCCACCGUGCCUCCGGUAGACUCAUCUGCGCCUGUUGAAAUAACUACGGCUUCAGCUGAUGAGCCGGCUCCUGCGGCUGGCGUCACUUUACCAGAUGCACCUACCGUGCCAUCCAUCGCCUCAACUGUUGCUGCUUAAAACGGUGUUAUCGCAAAAUAAAUUAUAAUUGUGG
Messenger RNA from Manduca sexta (tobacco hornworm), 1264 nucleotides. Its product is annotated as flexible cuticle protein 12-like. The record is from RefSeq and is a predicted model, not a curated record. NCBI's taxonomy places the organism in Eukaryota, Metazoa, Arthropoda, Insecta, Lepidoptera, Sphingidae. The coding region runs from base 757 to 1230 and encodes 157 amino acids. The transcript is spliced from 2 exons.